Molecule: messenger RNA, 4288 nt
Organism: Anguilla anguilla (European eel)
Lineage: Eukaryota; Metazoa; Chordata; Actinopteri; Anguilliformes; Anguillidae
Gene: usp48
Product: ubiquitin specific peptidase 48
Exons: 28
Coding region: 168-3563 (1131 amino acids)
Biological process (GO): protein deubiquitination
Cellular component (GO): nucleus; cytosol
Molecular function (GO): cysteine-type endopeptidase activity; protein binding; cysteine-type deubiquitinase activity
Source: RefSeq, a predicted model, not a curated record
UAGCAUUUCGGUCCCCCAAACAAGUUUGAAAGUGAAGGAGGAAAAUAUAUAGCGAUUUGGGAGAAAAAACUGACGUACGGGCGCUAAAUAAAAAAACUGAUUAUUAUGGGAACAUUUAUGUGUGCCAAAACCGCCUAAUCAGACGUUUAUGGUAAAUUCACACAAGAAUGGCCCCUCGACUACAGCUUGAGAGAGCCGCCUGGCGCUGGGUCGAGUCUGUGAGACCGGAGGAUGUCAAUGACGAGCAUAUAGAGACCGCAUAUCGCAUCAGAGUACCGGCGUGCAAGAGAGGAGCGUGCAGAAGGAAUUGUAAAGGAAACCCCAACUGUCUUGUUGGCAUUGGCGAGCAUGUCUGGUUAGGAGAAAUUGAUGAAAAUGCCUUCCACAACAUCGACGACCCAAAUUCUGAAAGGCGAGACAAGAACACGUUUGUGGGGCUGACCAACCUGGGCGCUACGUGCUACGUGAACACAUUCCUGCAGGUGUGGUUUCACAACCUGGAGCUGCGGCAGACCCUGUACCUCUGUCAGAACUCCCGGGCGGAGGAGCACAACCUGGACUCAGACUACGAACCCCAGACCAUAUGCGAACACCUGCAGUACCUGUUUGCUCUGCUGCAGAACAGCAACAGGCGGUACAUUGACCCGUCGGGUCUGGUGAAGGCGUUGGGGUUGGACACAGGACAGCAGCAGGAUGCUCAGGAAUUCUCCAAGCUCUUCCUGUCCCUGCUGGAGGACACGCUUUCCAAACAGAAGAACCCAAACCUGCACAACGUCAUACAGCAGCAGUUCUGUGGGCAGUUUGCCUACGUCACAGUGUGUAACCAGUGUGGCCGGGCCUCCUCGCUUCCAUCCCGCUUCUACGAGAUGGAGCUCAACAUCCAGGGACACAAGCAGCUCACCGACUGCGUCACCGAGUUCCUCAAGGAGGAGAAACUGGAGGGGGACAACCGCUACUUCUGCGAGAGCUGCCAGAGCAAGCAGAACGCCACGCGCAGAAUCACGCUCCAGAGCCUGCCUCGAACCCUCAACCUGCAGCUCAUGCGCUUCGUCUUCGACCGGCAAACUGGCCACAAGAAGAAGUUGAAUACAUUCAUCAGCUUCCCCGAGGUCCUGGACAUGGGCCCCUAUUUGGAACAGAAAGAGGAGAAGUGCGUGUACGAGCUGAACGCCGUGUUGAUCCACCGGGGAGUCAGCGCCUACUCGGGCCACUACAUCGCCCACGUGCGGGACGCCCGCACCAGCGACUGGUACAAGUUCAACGACGAGGAGAUCGAGAAAAUGGAGGGCAAGAAGCUGCAGCUUGGCAUAGAGGAAGACAUCGCCGAGACUGUCAAGUCGCAGACCCGUAAGCCCAAGUGCAGCAAGGGCUACCACUGCUCGCGGAACGCCUACAUGCUGGUGUACAAGCGGCAGAUGGAGGACCUCGGCAACGAGACGGAGGUGAACAUCGAGGUGCCAGCCUUCCUGCAGAGGCUGGUGGAGGGGGACAACAGGAAGUUUGAGGAGUGGUGUGUGGAAAUGGCCGAAAUGCGGAAACAGAGCGUAGACAAGGGCAAAGCCAAGCACGAAGAGGUGAAGGAGCUCUACGAAUUGUUACCCGCGGAAGACGGGCAGCCCUUUGAGUUCGUUCCCCUGGAGUGGCUGAAGAAGUGGCUGGACGACUCCACCGUCACCAAGUCCAUCGACAACGCUAAGUUCCUGUGCUCCCACGGGAAACUGCACCCGGACAAGAUCGCGGACGUCAAGCGCAUCUCCGUGAGGGCCGCCGAGCUCUUCUUCGACCGAUACGGAGGGAGUCCCAGGCUAGACCGUUCCUCCCUCUGCCAGGACUGUGUGGUGCAGCGAUGCCGGGUUCUGCGGCUAAAGAACCAGCUAAACGAAGACUACAAAGAAGUUUCCAACUUCGUCAAAAUGCCACUAAAAAGUAAUGAGGGCUAUUGGAUUGGGAAAGCCUCUUUGAGGAGCUGGAGACAGCUAGCCCUGGAACAGCUGGAGGAAGAGGAGGAAGAGACCAAACACACUAACGGGAAAGCCAACGGCGAUGAGCUGGACAUUUCAGCCGCGAAAGGUGAACCAGAUUCGGACGCCCCUGAGGUGAAAGAGGAGGGAGACGAGGAGGAGAUGAAGACUUUCAAUGAGGACAUUCUCUGCCCUCAUGGGGGCCUGAGCAUCCUGGAGAGCGAGAGGAAGCUGAUCUCGGUGGAGGUGUGGAGCAGGCUGGCAGUGUACUUCCCCAAGGCCCCAGAGUUUAGCCACCACCAGGAGCCCUGCCAGCAGUGCCUGGUGAGAGAGCAGCGCCACCCCCACAGCCAAGCAAGCAGCAGUACCCACAGAACAGUCAGGCCUCACGUAGUCUCCCUCUGUCAACGGCCAGCCCUGAGGCUGGACAGGGAAGGGAAGGAGACCGAGGCUCUGAACAAGAUGAUGGCCAAUGAGCAGAAGACGUCUCUGCUGAACCUUUUCCAGGAGAAAAACAGACCCACACUACAGAAAUGGCCUCAGGUGCUACAGCACAGUCUGGAACCACAGUCAUCACAGAACCAAUAUGACAGCACAGCCUGGAACCACAGUCAUCACAGAACCAAUAUCACAGCACAGCCUGGAACCACAGAGACAGAUGUUCUUUAUAUUGUUUCCCUGUUUUUUGUGGAAGAAUGGAAAAAGUUUAUCAGGCGACCGGCGAAGAGCACCCCCGUGUCCAACGUGGGGAACAGCGUCCUGCUGUGCCCGCACGGGGGCUUCAUGUUCACCUACGACUCCAUGGUCAAAGGGGACGCCCAACAUAUAGCCCUGCUCUGGCCAAGUGAAUGGGAUGUUAUAAGCAGACUGUUCCUGGUGGAUCAGCCCAUUUCCAUCUGCAGAAUUAGUGAGCAAACACCAGAUGGCGCUGUGAAUGUAGAAUACAGAACUCAGCCAGAGCUGUGCCAGGACUGCAGAGAGGGGCUGAUAUUCCAGCAGCAGCGGGACAUGCGGGAGUACGCCCAGGCCACCGUCUACAUACGCAAGGUCGUCGACAACAAGAAGAUUAUUAAGGAGGCCGCGCCCGAGUUCAAUGUGAGCGGCUCGGAGGCCGAGGACGAGAGGGAGGAGAAUAAAGGAGACGGAGAGAACGACCCGGAUUUCAAUCAGUCAGAAGAUGGCGCCAAGCGCCAGAAACUGUGCGAGUCCAGCGGCUGUCCCAGCGCCAGCCCCAGCACCAACGCCAGUGCGGCCGCCGCUGCCGCCAUCGCCGCCCACAAAGCGGGCAUCCGGAGGAGCACGCGGCACCGCAAGCUGCGCGGGGAGAAGGCGCUCAUCGUCUCGGCCAAUCAGACGCUCAAAGAGCUGAAGAUCCAGAUCAUGCACGCCUUUUCCGUGGCCCCGUUCGACCAGAACCUGUCGAUAGACGGCCGCUGUUUGACGGACGACUCCGCCACCCUGGGCAGUCUGGGAGUCAUUCCAGAGAGCGUCAUAUGUUUAAAGGCUGACGAACCCAUAGCAGAUUAUGCAGCGAUGGAUGAUGUAUACCAGGUCUGUAUGCCCGAAGAAGGAUUUAAAGGCACUGGGCUUCUUGGGCACUGAAGAAAAUAUUUCCCUGUGACAGAAGUUGGCAAUAUCAGACCAAAAAGCUUGACAUAGCUGAAGAUGGCAGCUGGUGUAAAGUGCUUUGGUUUAUUUACAUCGUGACUGUAUUUUGCAAUUCCUCUUUAAAUGUUUUGUUCUCCUACAUUUGCUUGCUUUUAAUAUUUAAAGACGUUUAUGCAUUCUAUAAAACGUACCGGACUGCAGAUCACUAUUACUGCUGUAGAAACAGGAACGGGCGGGAGGCGGCCCUUGCGCGUUUCCAGUUGAAGGCGUAAGGGCGGAGUCGUCAGCCGCAGGUUGCCGUGACGCCCGUGAGAGCUGGCUCGUUCGUUUAAAAAUGCUCAUUUGGAUUGUCACAGAGAGGAUUUUCAGUUUGAUCUUAUGAGGAAUACCUUGGUUCUACUGAAGCUCGUCACAUUACUAAUAUAUUGUUAAGAUGUUUAAGAAUGCAUGAGCAAUUUUUAAAUAUUGAAAAUAUAUAACUGUUCUCGGGUAUAAGAUUAAGUACCUCAGCAACAAAAUAAUGUCCCCCCUCUCCCCCCCAUGAUAUUUAGGAACAUCACACGCCAAGGGAAAAAGGACAGAUUCUGUUUUUUUUCUUUCGGUUCUUGCGACAUAGCAUAGAUAUGCGCUGCGGUCUGUCAUAGGGUUCAGCCGUUUAUGUGAAGGCUUCCUUUCUGUACGUUUUUUCAUACUGGCAAUAAAGUUUUUGUUUUCUUCUA